CCAAUCGUAUUGCGGAGGGUUGAAGUAAUAACGUAGUUUUUCCAUGUGUAUAUUUUCCCCUCAGAAUAUUUUUUUCACACAGGAAACUCGAAACGUCGGUACAGCAGCUUCAGAGCGUCAUUGGAAAUCAGCGACAACCAGUUUCUUGUCACGACGUAAGACGCAGAUGGAUAUUGUGUUGAUACACCAACGCUGCAAUCUUAAGAGUUUUGAUCGCACAGAACCUUCAUAUCGGAAACUUACGGAAAAACUAAUGCUCACCGUCACGAUUGAUUACUAUCUUGGCUCAGGAAUUGGCGAAGCAUAAUGAGCAGCAUCCCUCACGAUUAUGAAAUGGAGGCCGGAUCAUCGGAGAUUCUAGCAGCUUGCGACGAGUCUGAAAUGUUGAUAGAGGCAGUAGAUAAUAUAGAAGAAGAGAACAGCAAUCAGGGUGAAAAAUAUUAUGUCAUAACUGAGGUGCAUGAAGAGCCAGUUAACCUGGUAGACGCUGCCGAGGGGAAGCAAUUUGAAGCUGCUAAUACAACAGAACAGAAUCAGUCUUGGAAUGAACUCUGCCGAGUAUGUGCCAAUUCCAGUGAUCAUUUAAUCCCAAUUUUUGAAGGAGAAGGCCUUGAACAUGACCUCAGUAGCAAGAUACACAGAUAUUUACCCAUUCAGGUUUCCAGAGAAGACAGUCUUCCUUCUCAUCUUUGCUAUCAUUGUGCUUCUACAUUAUUGGCGUGGCACGAAUUGACUGAGAGUUGUAUAGAUGCCGAGCAACGUCUUCUGAAAAUGAAAAAGGACUUGCAAGAAAAAGAACAGACUGUUACGUUGGAAGACUCAUUGAAUGAGAAAAGUGCUGCUCCACCAUCGGCAGAUUCAAAUCAAAUAACUAAAACACAAAUGCCAGCGGAGGGACUGAGGGUAAAAGGAGAAUCUAAUGAAGAGUCUAAAACCAAUGAUUCUGAAAGGUGUUUGCUGGACGAAGAGGAAAUCACAGCAGCAUCUCUUCUCAACACUAUUGACCAAUCUGUUGGCACGGAGGAACAAAUUAUGCAUGGGCAAACUGUAGAUGUUACAGUAAUGUAUAAAAAAGAGCAGGAUGAUGAAGAGAGUGAAAAGGACUCGUUCGUUUUAUCAAUACCACUGAUCAAACCAGACAAUCCUGAUGAAUAUGCGUAUGGAUGCCAUACUUGCAAUCUCUACAAUUUAAUGUUUUCCGAAUUUUCCGCCCAUGUGAGAAGUCACUCGUCCGAUAAUGGAGAGUGUGGAGAAGAAUAUGAAAGUCAAGAUGCACUGCACGCUGCAGUUGCUCAAUCUCUACAAUCUAGUAUGGAUAAUUUUGAUUGUCAGAUAUGCUACAGCAAAUACGAUUCGCAAGAAGAAUUGCUAGUACAUUUGGAAACCCAUACUGGGGAAGCUAAUUACAUUUGUUCCACUUGCGGCACUGGCUUUGCUGCUGAAGUAAGCCUUCAAGCUCACAUUACUCUUCGACAUACCUUUUACUGUCCAGACUGUGAAAUCCGGUUUGAUACAGAACUCUUACUCAGGAAUCAUAAUAAAGAGGUUCAUGUGCUUAAAAAAUCAAUAUCUUGCGAAACCUGUGACAAAGUGUUUCCCAACAAAUCUAGCCUGCGGCAUCACAUGAUCAGGCACAGUAAUGAGCAGCCUUAUGUUUGUAAAACUUGUAACCGAGCAUUUAAACGUACGUCCAGUUUAUACAUGCAUGAGAGAGCGGUUCAUCAAAAAAUUAAAGCAUUUGUAUGCGUUAUAUGCAAUAAGAAAUUUGCCUUGAAAACACAAAUGAAAACUCACAUGAGGGUGCAUACAGGAGAGAGACCCUACGGCUGUGACAUAUGCAAUCAAACAUUCAAAACUACAAGCCAGUUGCAACUGCAUAAAGAUGUUCAUUUCGAUAAUAGACCUUUUCCCUGUGAUUAUUGUGCCAAGAAAUUCCGCAGGAGGCCAAAUUUAAUUCUGCAUCUACGAACUCACACUGGGGAGAAACCUCAUCUUUGUGAUUUAUGCGGUCGUGGUUUUGCACAGCGUGGAGAUAUGAGAAAACAUAAAGCUACGCAUUUUAAACUGAAAACACCCUCUACUCCACACGGAUACUGUCAGUCUAGUGUGUCGUGAAGAUGAAAAGAUAUAGGUAUAAUCCAGGGAUUAACAAAUGGAGUUAUGAAAACAUAGUAUUAUUUUUAGAUACAUUUUUUUUAAAAUGAAUAACCUUAAGUAGUUCUCACUCAAGAAACCAUAAUCAUAUUGAUGAAUUAUACUUUCUCAAUUUAGAUCUACACUUCAUUAAAGAUUUCCAUGGGUACACCAUUUAAAUUUUCUGUGAGCUUCUUCUACUUACAGGUUCACGCAUUAUAUUCAAUUUCCUCGAUUGCCAUCACUCAGCGACUUUCGGAGGGCAUAUCAAGCUUUGCUACAAUAUUACCAAAAGGAGAUCAAACCCCUUGAACAAACGCUACCGAAGAAUGUAGAGAACAGUCAGUGGC
This is a messenger RNA of Athalia rosae (coleseed sawfly), 2483 nucleotides long. RefSeq names its product zinc finger protein ZFP2-like. Gene Ontology annotation, cellular component: nucleus. The coding region runs from base 307 to 2115 and encodes 602 amino acids. Gene Ontology annotation, molecular function: DNA-binding transcription factor activity, RNA polymerase II-specific; RNA polymerase II cis-regulatory region sequence-specific DNA binding; zinc ion binding. The record is from RefSeq and is a predicted model, not a curated record. Gene Ontology annotation, biological process: regulation of transcription by RNA polymerase II. NCBI's taxonomy places the organism in Eukaryota, Metazoa, Arthropoda, Insecta, Hymenoptera, Athaliidae. The transcript has 6 exons.